Messenger RNA from Nematocida minor, 936 nucleotides. RefSeq lists its product as uncharacterized. The record is from RefSeq and is a predicted model, not a curated record. Lineage: Eukaryota; Fungi; Microsporidia. The coding region runs from base 1 to 936 and encodes 311 amino acids. The transcript has a single exon.
AUGAAAAACAUUACCGCGUGUGUGCAGUAUAAAAAAGAGUAUAUCUAUGCAACGUAUGUCUACAGCGAAAAGCGCAGACACGGGUGCAUAACCUACAAAAACACAGAAAUAGAGACAACAGGCACAUUUGACCUUUCACUAGAUGGAGACAGACUGAUAGCCAGUAACUCUAACAGUAUGAUGGUUAUUGAUCUUGGAAAAAAAGAGAGCUUAGAGGGCACGAGUGCCAGUGUGUCUGCUGAGUUAUAUAGCACUGUGUACGAGAAUGGAAUAAACAACUAUAAGCACUGUCUGCACAGAGACAAGCUGUAUUCAGUCGGUCUUGGGGUGUACUCAGAAAUAGACUUGCACACAGGAAGCAUCAGUAAACAUACGUACUACUGCAAUAACAGUAAAUGCAUACACGAUAUACUCUCUAUCGUAGUAGAUGAUAAGUACAUUUACAUAGGAUGUGAUAUAGGAUGCUUGUCUUAUAUAGACAGAAAAACCCACGAAACAGUUCAUACUGUAUCAUACAGCGGAGGAGUUACAUGGCUGAACACUAUUAGCAAUAAAAAAGACAGGAUAGACCAAUCUACAGAUAUAGAUGGUGUAGAAGGGGCUUCUUUGGAAGUAGGAACAUACAGUGGAGAGUAUUCUCUUAUAUCAGGCAAUUUUCAGAAAAUAGAUAAGAACACAGGAGGUAUCAUAUGGCGGGUAUACAAAACAACUGUCAAUGGGAAUGUAUACAACAUAUUAGCGCAGUCUUAUGAUGGUAUAGGCAUAUACACGGAAGACAUGGUGGAGAUACGCACAGUGCCAACGGAUGACUUGGUGUAUACUGUGAAAAUAGACGAAGAAAGCAAAGUGAUCACAGGAUACAACUACUAUAAAGGGACACUAAUUAAAAUCAAUCUUUAUGAGGCCAUAGACAGCGCCAAAAACAUCCAGAAGUAG